Molecule: messenger RNA, 2826 nt
Organism: Eimeria acervulina
Lineage: Eukaryota; Apicomplexa; Conoidasida; Eucoccidiorida; Eimeriidae
Product: OTU-like cysteine protease domain-containing protein, putative
Exons: 5
Coding region: 1-2826 (941 amino acids)
Biological process (GO): protein deubiquitination
Molecular function (GO): cysteine-type deubiquitinase activity
Source: RefSeq, a predicted model, not a curated record
AUGAUAGCUGGGGACGCUCAGCAGCACAGCGACUCUCCCUCCUGUGCGGUGUCUGUCACUGCUGGUUAUGGCGCGUUUGCUCUGGUUGAAGGGACGGAAGGUUUCCGGUUAGGAGAUGAUCUGGAGCCUACACAGGUUGUGCACAUCGCCUGUCACUGCUGCAAAACCGCAAACACAUUAAUUUGCAGCAAAGGGCCGGACGGUGCUUGGCUGCUGCGCCACGCUCCCGCCACGGCUCGUACAUUGCCUGCUGCUUCUGGUCGUGAUAUUGAAGAUCAUGCUAACCCUACCCUGCUUGAAACUGGAGGGGAUCUUGGACAUGGAACUGGCGGAGCCACGGAUGGAGACAGCUGGGCCACGGAUCCCGAGAAGAAGCGGGGGCAGGAGGGCUCUGUCAAAGUAGCCAUGCAUUCGCCAUCCGACAGUAGCAGCCAGCAAACAAGUGGCAGCUUGGGUGAAAAAGAAGGCGGUGACGUAGGCGCUCCACAAGAGCGUCAGCCGGGGGCUCUACCUCGAGAGGCUGUUCAGCCAGUAGCGGCGGCAGCAGCUGUGGUGGCAGGAACUUCAGUCUUGGCAAUAGCAGCGCCGGAACCGAAGCGCGAUGCUACCAAGGCCACCAGUAGGUUGCGCCUUUUGGCAAGGAACUCGAAUUCUUCCACUUGCUCCUCGUGGGAAGGAGACCCUCGGGCAGUAGAUGAGCCCUCCAGCCCCCCGUUGGGUGUCCCGGUUCCCAUCCAGACUACUCCUAAUAAUAAGUUCACACCGCCGGCGACUUUAAGUCGAGAGCAGCAGAAAGAUCAGCAGCAAUUGUAUCAUCCGGGGACGCAGAAGGCAUCGAAGGCAGUGCUCCCGCAGCAGCAUCCAAGUGCAGCUCGGAGUUGUAGCUCCAGCAGUCGUAAGAGUCAACAGAUCCAUGAGGAAGUGAUUCAACAAGGCGUCGCUGGAGUGGAUGAGCAUCAGCAUCACUGCAGUGGCUGCAGAGACACUCGGAAGAAGGCCCACAGCGACGGGGAAACCUCUGAAGGCAGCCUGAAGCUGGCUGCUAUCAAGGAGCUGCAGCAGUCACCGAAGCCAAAGCAGCCGCCUCACCUGGAGGCAGUGCCACAAGGAGCUGAGGGGGAAGCACGACAGUGCACCGCGACGGGCAGCAGUUGCACGGAGAACGGCGGGAGCAGCGGCAGCAAUCGCAGCCAUAGCAGCAAGCAGGCACAACAGGGCUCCACCAUUGCGGCCAUGGCCCCCUAUAUGUUAACGCGCGAGUGUGAGGGGGACGGAAAUUGUCUCUACCGCGCCUUCUCGGAUCAGCUUUACGGGUCUCAGGAGCACCACUUGUUCUUGCGAAGGCUUGCUGUUGAUGUAAUGUUGAGAUGUAAGGACACCUUCGAGGCCUUUGUGGAUGAGAGCGAGGGCCCGUUCGAGCGAUGGCUGCAGACCAAAAGAACCUAUGGAGAAUGGGCAGACUACAGGGAGAUGCACGCAUUAUUGCUGCUGUUUGGCACCCCAAUUUUCGUCUUUGACGAACACCUUCAGUUACUGCAGGCCUUUGAGCCAGAUGCAGAGAAGAGGAGGCCUCCAAGCCAAGAGGGCGAGAUCCAUACUCCUUUCCGACUCAUGUGGCACGGAAAACUAGGCCACUACACUUCACUCCAUUACGUGAAGGAAGGCUUCCCGAUAGCUCGUGGACAUACGAUUGGCGAGCUGGAGGCGGAGGGAUUAGCACGUCUGGUCCUGUCUGUUGCCUCGGGAGGCUCCUCGGACAGCUCAGGAAGAGAUGUAGCUUCCAAGUCAUCCACAGACCCUGCUGGGACCCCUGCGGGUCUUGAAGAGGAGGCCCUGGCUGAAUGUCUGCAGGUAAGUGCACAGGACCUGGCCGGCAUCGCAGCUGAGCAGGAGGUCAUUCUUGCUACCAUAAAGAAACAGCGGCUGCAACAGCUGGUACCGCAGACCACGAAGAUUGUGAAUGAGCUUUGGAGAGAAGCAAAGAAGGAGCAGGAGGCCUGGACGACCCGCAUGGCCAAGGGCGUGAGGUGUCCUCCAUUGGUACCGUCUGCGAUGGACUCAUCACAGCGCCACAGCAUGGUUGGGAAUUUCACGGAGAGGCGAUUAGCUCCUUCAGCGGUGGCAGCAUCUGCAGAAGCAGCAGACAACAGCACUACAAACGUGCACGCGUACGGCCACUCUGGCAGAGGCUACGCGGGGUCCUCUGGUGUCGCAGGCCCUCCUAUAGGUGCGCCCUGUGCAGGAAGUGGGGGGUCCCCUGGGGGGGAAUUACAGCAGACGGGGGGCCCUCCAGGAGGUCUUUGGCGUGAAAACCGCCCUGGCCAAAUUGUCAGAUAUGACAGGCCGCAGCAGCAGAUGUGGCAAGAGCAGCUGCGUGUGAGGCAGCAAGCUUCCGUUACAGCCUCGCCGCCUAUAGCGUGCCACAGCCAGGGACCGCCGGGACCCGUUCUCAUCGCAUCUUCAGUUGGGCCUGCUCUGGUCACGCCUACAGCGCAAGGGCUACGUGUGUCUACAACCCCCAGAAGCUUUGCCUACACUCAUCAUUUAGCUCCCCACAAUGAAGUUGUUGAGCAGCAGCUUCACUACGUGCGACUGCCGGAAGGCCGACUUGUCCUGGCCCCCAGCGGGGUCCUCGGACCCGCUCGGCAUGCCACGCUUCAGCAGCAACGUCAGUCGGGCCAACAGCCCGCGCAGCUUCUGCCUGCAAGAGCAGCAGCUGCAAACGGGCAGCGGCAAAGCGCCAGCAGCAGCAGCAAUAGCCAAAAGGACGAGGUUCCCUGGUUCGUGGGAUGGUUGGGCAAUGGCAACAAAAGUCACGGAAGGUAA